AUGGAAGACAGGAUACGAAUAUGGAAGCGCGUACAGCCAUUCUUCACGCGCGCACGCUACCAAGUUGCGCACACCAAACCCGAACACGAACUCGACACAGAGCUUGCCCAGGUUCAAGCCUACAGAUAUGCAACUAUCUCCUCUUUGGGCGAUGGACCAGAGCAAACCACUUUCAAAAAGUCCGCCCAAGUAAGCGAGGACAUAACUUCCAGUCCUUCCAUAGAGACCGGCGCGCCAAAUAGCUUCUCAAAGCAAGACCAACAUGCCCGUUGGAUCUCGGGUGUCUAUAUGUGCGCCCGGUGCGCCGCCGUCGUGCUUUUAAUCAAUUUGAUCUUCAUAGCUGUGGCAGGCGGAUUAGACAGAAACCACCAUACCUCCCUCCAAUUCUCAGGCUCCCGGGUCUUCUAUGAGGGCAGUUGCACUGUGUCAAAGAGAUGGGAUACAGCUUUGCAUUUGAUCAUCAACGCUCUGAGUACUUGCAUGCUAGGUGCUAGCAAUCACUGUAUGCAAUCACUUGUGGCACCGACCCGAGAAGAGGUGGACGCGUGCCAUGCUCAAGGGAAAUGGCUCGAUAUCGGGAAUGCAAGCGUGAGGAACCUUUUCUCAAUUGCGAAGAGUCGGACUUUGCUAUGGCUAGUUCUGAUGAUCACGGCUACCCCUUUUCAUGUACUGUAUAACUCCAUCGUUUUUGAAUCGCUGAGUACGAAUGAGUUUGCCAUGUUCAUUGGGCCGCAUGACCUCACUUCUGAGAAUGUGAUGUCUCUGACAACACCCGGGCUGGAGAAUUACUUGGUGCCGUCUCAUGGCUUGGGGAUCAAUGACAAGGAAAUUGGAUCUUUGAGCUGGGGGGAGUACUCUUCUGCGAUUGCGCAAGGGGAUUAUAAAAAGCUCACCCUGGAGGAAUGUCAGAGUAUUACCAAGAACAGCAAUGCUGCGGGAACAAAGGUACUCACAGUUCUGGUGAAAGAGUUGUCUGUGGAAGAUGGAGGAGACAGGGCGAUACUUGCGACAGGACUGACAGGAGGCUUUCCGAAUUCGAAAAGUAAUCUUUUCGUGAACUGGGAACAAGGUCUUGCUAUAGAAGGAGGUGCUCUCUCGAGUGACAUGUGGUACAAUCAGGAUGCUGGUCUUUUCAACGAGACUUUUGGCUGCGCAAGUCCGAUCUCAACUGCAGUGUCAGUAUUUACUUCACAGGAGUGUCUUGAGAUCUCUGCAGAAGAGAAAUGCCAACUGCUUUUGAGUGCUGCUAUCUGUAUUGUGGUUGCUUUGACUGCUGCAGUUAAGGUGAUUGCGAUGUUUUUGGCCGCUCGAAUCAGUCGGUCCAGAUCUGUUCCUCUUCUCACAGUCGGUGAUGCUGUUGCGUCUUUCAUGACGAGACCUGAUCUGACGACGAUGGGUUUUUGCUGGAUGUCAAAGAAAGACGUUCACUGUGGAGUAUGGAAGCCCGUCCGCGGGUUGGAGGAUUCAUCUGAGGCAUCUACAGAGAUGUUAGGGCAGAACGACCGUCACGCUAUGAUCAGGUACAGAACCUUGACACGGCCCAAAUGGUAUAUGCAAGUACCAAGCAAGCAAAGAUGGGCAGCAACAUACUUUUUAUGUUUUGCCUGCAUAGGAACAGCAGCAGCCAUAUUCCAAACCGGAGUCCUUCGUCCAAACGACACACAAGAAACACUCGACACAGAGCUGCUUGGAGAGUGGUGGUCUCAAGGCUUUGGUGCAAGUAAUUACAAUAUCAUCGGCAUCCAUGUACCCAUGACCAUGCUCGGCUCCGUCGUCAUCGCCAAUAUACCACAACUGCUCAUCACACUAAGCUACUACUGCUACAACAAUGUGCUUACCGACAUGCUCGCAGCAGGAGAAUACAACUCCUACGGCAUCACUCGGAAACCGCUACGAGUGAGCCGACCCGUCAAAGGCAGCGAGCAAAGAUCUACAUACUGGCUCAGUGUUCCCUACAGGUAUGCACUGCCGCUGAUGGUGCUGUAUAUGAUUCUCCAUUGGCUGGUCUCACAGGGCAUUUUCUACGUCUUGGUGAUCCCCUAUGAUUUGCAAGGCAAUGUAAAUGAUGAGUACAAGGUUGACUCUCUUGGCUAUUCGCCUUUGCCUGUGUUUGUGGCGAUUCUCGUCGCUUCCCUUAUGAUAUGCAUAUUGGCUGGAUUGGGGUUGAAACGAUUCAAGUCGGAUCUGCCUGUAGCUGGGGGUUGCAGCGUUGCGAUUAGUGCGGCUUGUCAUCCGCCCAAAGGAGAGAAUCUGGAUACUGUGGCUCUUGGUCCAGUCAAAUGGGGUCAGACGUUAGGAUUGCCUGGUUGGGCAUUGGGGCAGUUCCGCGAUGAGGUCGAUGGGCGAGGCCAUUGUAGUUUUACCGCGCUGGACACGGUGAAACCGACACUGACGAAGAUAUAUGCUUAG
This is a messenger RNA of Penicillium salamii, 2409 nucleotides long. The record is from the annotation of a GenBank genome assembly. NCBI's taxonomy places the organism in Eukaryota, Fungi, Ascomycota, Eurotiomycetes, Eurotiales, Aspergillaceae.